This is a messenger RNA of Aureobasidium pullulans EXF-150, 802 nucleotides long. RefSeq lists its product as uncharacterized. The transcript is spliced from 3 exons. The record is from RefSeq and is a predicted model, not a curated record. Bases 120 to 617 code for a protein of 165 amino acids. NCBI's taxonomy places the organism in Eukaryota, Fungi, Ascomycota, Dothideomycetes, Dothideales, Saccotheciaceae.
CAGUCCGAGCCUCAGCACUUUUCUUCGCUUUGCAUUGUCCUGCUGAGCUAGCUGUGUCCAUUCGCCCGUCAAAGACCGCCUCGUCGACUUUGUCCAUCCUCUCGCAGCCUUCGUCCAGCAUGAACAUCUACGUGUCGUGGCUUCUGACUGGCCUCUAUUACCUCAUAUAUCCCGUCUACUUUCUACUGUCCUUCGUUGCUUUGUGCCUCAAAGCCCUGCUCUCGCCAAUCACGAGUGCUCUGCUCUUCUUGCUCCAACCCGUCGUCCUCUUUGGUCAAUUGCUUGCGUACUGCACUUUUGCUCCAUUUCGUUUCUUGCAGAGAUUCGAGACAAUCUACAUCUAUCUUGGUGUCGCCUCUAUCACCGGUCUAUCUUGUGGCUUGCUCUUGCAUUUCGUGUACUCUUUCCUGUAUUCGAACCUACACCUAGCUCCAGAGCCUGUCAUUCGGGGCCCUACUUCGAAACAAUAUCGUGCUUCACGAAGACGCAAAGACAUGUAUCAGUCCGAAGCUAUGCUCUCGCCUACCUUGUCUAUGAGCAGUGUGCUCGACACGCCAGGCGCAGGCAGAUAUGGUUUGCUGGCUCAAACAAUUCACGAAGAGGACUCUGAUUUCUGAGACUUGAUCCAAGCAGGAACUGAGUGUCCAUUCCUACCUUUGAUAACCGAUAAUGCAGUCAGUUAUAGUUUACAAACCAAGACGGGGUCGCUUACCACCGCCAGAUUGACGGUCGUCACGCAUGCGCUUCCGGCCCAUCUCUUCUCUCAUGAUGCGCUCUGCUGCGCUCAUUUUCUUGGGUUCCU